Molecule: messenger RNA, 4432 nt
Organism: Hydractinia symbiolongicarpus
Lineage: Eukaryota; Metazoa; Cnidaria; Hydrozoa; Anthoathecata; Hydractiniidae
Product: ras-specific guanine nucleotide-releasing factor 2-like
Exons: 27
Coding region: 176-4171 (1331 amino acids)
Biological process (GO): Ras protein signal transduction; positive regulation of GTPase activity
Cellular component (GO): plasma membrane
Molecular function (GO): guanyl-nucleotide exchange factor activity; protein binding
Source: RefSeq, a predicted model, not a curated record
UUUGUCGUUCGUGUAAUCAGCUUUUUUUUUAAAAAAAAGAAAAGUUUAUUCAUAUCAAUCUAAAAAUUCGUGGAUUAUACACGAACGCAAGAUUUAAUAUAUUGGGGAAUUUUCAUUAACAAGAUGGAUUAGAUAUUUAUGCAAACGAGAAAUAUUUCAUUUAAUCUCCCUCAACAUGGACAACAUUGUUGACCAAGAGGGUUUUAUCGAUAUAGCAAAACGUUCAAAACUAUCACCAACUAUCUGCGGAUGCUUAGAGAAGCACUGCAAAGACUUAAAAUGGAUACAGAAAUAUUACAUCUUGUACCAAAAUCUUCUGCUGGAGUUUGAAACAAGUCAAAGUGAAAAGCCAUCUAAAGUAAUCCCGCUGGAGAACUGCAUUUCACAAAGAAUGGUCCUUAGCAACAAAGAUGUCGAAAGCCAGAGAACAUUUUAUUUAUCUGAUCACAAAACGAUUCACCAAAUCUCAGGACCAAAUCAUAUGUAUCGAGCGAAGAAUGAAAUUGAUUGCAACAAUUGGAUUGAACUCAUUAACGACAGCAGUUAUUCACAACUAAAAUCAAAUAAAGAAGAGCUCGAAUAUCGCUAUCUCCACUUGCUUCGCACAAUCAACAGUGAACGUGCUUCAAAAUGGCAUCUUCAAGAGUUCACAGGAGAACAAAAAAGACAAUUGGAUUCACUACGAAGAGAGAUUCCAGUUAUGAUAGCAAAAAAAGUUGAGGAAGCUUUGAAAGAACAUGGACAAGCAGAAACGGAUGAGAUGAAAAAGAUUAAAAAGGUUCAAAGUUUUGUCCGUGGCGUCCUCUGUAGGCGAAGAUGGCAUGCUAUCGUCCAAGAUUACAUUCGUUCACCACACGCAGAAAGCAUGAAGGCCCGAAACAGGAUUGUUUUUCAACUAGUCCGUUCGGAAGAGGAAUACAUGGAAUGCUUAUCAAUUCUAGUGUCUGGAUUCUACAGACCUUGUAAAAUGGCAGCUAGUUCAAAACAUCAGUUGAUUACACAUGAAGAAGUAAACUCGAUAUUCCUCAAUAGCGAAACAUUAAUGUUUUUGCAUCAGAUCUUUCUGAAAGGUUUACAAACCAGAUUGGAAAGCUGGCCAAAGAUCAUCCUUGGAGACUUGUUUGAUAUGCUGCUACCGAUGUUGAGCAUUUACCAAGAGUAUGUUCGCAACCAUCACUACAGUUUGCAGACUCUCACGGAAUGCAAGCAGGUAGGAGCUUUCCACAAACUGUUACAAACACUGGAAGAAAAACCUGGAAGUAAUGGUAGAACGUUGGAGAAUUUCUUAACAUAUCCCAUGCAUAGGAUUCCAACAUACAUUGCAACGCUGCAAAAAUUAUUGUCUUUGACACCUUUUGAUCACGUGGAAAGGAAAUCAUUGGAGCAGUCCCAAAGUGUUCUUGAAGAACUUUCGACAGUGAUGCAUGAUGAAGUUAGUGAAACAGAAAACAUUCGAAAAAAUCUGGCUAUCGAACGUUUGUUUACAGAUGGUUGCGAAUUUUUGUUAGAUUCGAACGAAGUCUUUAUUCGGCAAGGAGUACUGCUUCAGUUGAGCGUUGGUGAUGCACACAAAUUAACAAGAAAAAAAUCAGCUGAUAGAAGAGAGUGCAUUCAACAGUGUUUUCUUUUCUCACGUUUUCUUCUGAUCACUUCACGCAUAUCCGGUGGAAAGUUGCAGACCAUACCGAAAGGUAAAAUAAAUCUUGCAAACACAACUUUAAUCGAAGAUAUCGUCGAUGAAGAUAUUGAUCUUGUCAGUGUACCAUCAUCCGACUGCAGUAACCUAGCAUUCAAACUGGUCAUAACUGAAGAGUGGUCAAAUCAUAAAAUUAUAUUGAUGGCUGUAACAAAAGACGAGAAAGCAUCAUGGACAAGCGACAUUAGUCAGUGUAUUGAAAACUUGAAGAACCCCUGCGAAGAAGAGCCAGUAUCAUUUCAAUCUCGUAGAAGUCUGCUAAGUAUCAGGUCUGAUUCACGUCUGUUUAACGAUGACAAAGACAUUAAGUACAGCAAGGCUUUAGAUUCGACUCGUUUACCUCGGAUUCGACACGCGACAGUACAAAGGCUUCUGGAACGUUUACUAGAUGUGCGUUUCAUGACGAUUGAGUUCUUCAACACGUUUUUAACGACACAUACAAUUUUCACAACAUCACAGAUUGUGUUGGAAACUAUCAUUGAAUUUUAUAAUGCAAGAAAGACAAUCUCCGAGCCUCAAAUCAAUGAAAAAUGCGACUGCAAGAAAGAUCAAGACAAAUGGGGAAGCUCUCCGGAUAUUAACUACGCCUGUAAAGAUAAGCCUUGCACCAAUUUAAGCGUUCCUGGUUACACCUCCAACAAAAAUGCAAGUCCUAUUUACUCUAAUUCAAACUUGCAGCUGCCCGAAUUCAUCCCGAAUAGACGUCAUUCAUCUCCACCAGAUCUUGCUGUAGGUGUUUCAGUGUUCAAUCUGUUGGAGCAACAUAAUUCACAUUCAAGCAUUUCUAGUGAGACAGAGGCUAAAUCACACAUUAGGCUCUGCGGAGGCACGUCUCCAACUGUAAAUAGCUUUUUUUAUUUUCCUGAUAAUAAGAAUGAUGUAAUCGAUGAAAAGCUAAGGCUCACUACAGAUCCAAAGAAAUCGCCCACCCAUCCAUUUUUCUUGAAGUCACCGCCAAAAAGUCGAAAAGAGAUGAAAGAAAACAGGGAGAAAGUAAAACCCAGAGUAGGGAGAAAAUUGUCGGAGGAAUUUAUUAGUAAGAAAACGUUGAAACAUCUGCACAGGGCAUCAUUACCAAAUACGCAAAUUUUUAAAUUCGAUCUAGAUCGAAGAAUUACUUCCCCUAAAGCGCGUCGAAAGGAAGCUAACAACGGUAAAAGCAGAGAUUAUGAACUAACAGCAAAACAUAAACUUUUAAAUGAGAAUCACGACAUCUUUUUCUAUGGUCGAGAAGAAUUUCCAAAAAGCCCCAAAAGUCCUCUAAAAACUCCACCCACUCCUGGUGUGGUCAUCACGUCAUCUAGAGCAUCGCAAAGAAGAAGUAGUAUGACACAUGCUGCUGUUGCAUUCGCCGCAGCGACCGCUGGGGCCACUUCGUCCACAGCUGUGUCACCAAACGCACUUAAUCGUUCAAAAUUUAAUUUCAAAUUCAGCAGUGAUGACGACGGUGGGAAUAUUGUCACUAAAAGAGCUUUGAAAAUUUUAAAGCAUUGGAUUUCCAAGCAACCUGAGACGUUCAAAUUGGAUCAAACUCUAAAAGAGGAUGUUGAGAAAUUUCUUAACCAAAUUCUACAGGCAGAUGAUACAACACCUCUGGACAGUAAGCUAGCUAACACUAUUUUAAGGUCUUUAUUGCAAGAAGAUAGUCCUACAGCAGACAUUCUAACUGUUUCUGAGCAGGAUUUGAAUGAUAUAUCCUGCGUCAGUGAGCAGUUUUCAAUAGUCCAGCUUGCAGAACAAAUGACUUUGAUCGAUCACACACUCAUGGCGCGGGUUCCAACCAGGGAAUUCUUAUCAACUGCAUGGAUGGGAGAGGAAAAAGAAAAAAAUGCGCCCAACUUGUUAAAAGCAAUUGAACGAUUCAAUCUGACUAGCCGGUUGAUUGCAUCAGAAAUCGUUUCAAAAUCCACAAGUGCUGGUAGAGCAAAUGUUAUUGAAAAGUGGGCCAUGGUUGCUGACGCGUGUCGCUGUUUGCAUAACUUUAAUGCCGUAUUGACCAUCAUGACGGCCUUUACGUCAUCUGCUAUAUUUAGGUUGAAGAAAACAUGGGAAAAAGUGUCCAAACAGAUUCAAACGCUAAUUGAAAAGUUGAAGAACAUGGUAUCUGCUGAGGGAAGGUUUCGAAACAUGAGAGAGGUCUUAAAAUGCUGUGAUCCGCCCUGUGUUCCAUACUUAGGAUUUUAUCUGACAGAUUUAGCUUUUAUUGAAGAAAGUACGUCCAUGGUUAAAGACACAGGCUUGGUUAAUUUCUCUAAGAUGAAAAUGGUUUCUAAUAUUGUGCAUGAGAUUCGAUUUUACCAGACGACGUCAUACAGAAUCACGAAAAAACAACAGAUAUUCAACUAUUUACUCCAAACAGCGGACAAACUAAGGAGUGAUGAAGAUAUUUACCAAGAAUCUUUGAUAUUAGAGCAGAAACGUGCAGCUACGUCUGGUUCAAGGAUCAAAUUUUCAUUCCCUUUCGGCCACAACUAACAUAUACAAAGAUCGGAUGCUUGGUGUAAAGUUAACUUAGAUGGGAACAGUAAUGAGAAUAUUGAUGACAAUGUUAAUGACGAAACUUACUGAAAAGGAAAAAAUGACUACUAGAUUAUAUGAACAAUCACAUUUGUAUCGAUUCCUAAUGUAUUUAAUUUAAGGAUGUGAUACAGGUAGUUAAUUUUUUUUUCUGGUUGUAUGGGCUUAGCAAUGCUUAUUUUUUAAACUUAAAAAUAUUAAAUAUUUAAUUUUAUGGAA